AUGUUGGAUAAUCGACAUGUUGAUGUCAGUCGUCUAUUUAUUUAUUAUAAUAGUCGAUGCAUAGAUGGACUCGAUUCAGUCAAUAUGGAAGACAAUGGUACUCGUAUUACUAGUGCUAUUGAAGCAUUGAAGAAAUGGGGUUGUUGUAAAGAAGACACAUAUCCAUACAAUGAAAAAAAUAAAAAUACAAAACCUUCUCAACAUUGUUAUGAUGAAGGUGAAAAUUAUCGUAUAAAGAAAUUUAUGCAAAUCAAAGUUGAUUUAAAUGAAAUGAAAGCAUGUUUAGCUGAAAGUUAUCCAUUUGUAUUUGGCCUUCGAUUAUUUGAAUCUUUCGCGCAGGCUAGAGAUCAGUAUGGUCGAGUACCAAUGCCAACACUUUUUCCUCGAAACAAAGAUAAGAUGAUUGGACAACAUACAAUGUUGGCAGUUGGAUACAAUGACGAUCAUUCAUCAGAUUUUCCAUUGAAUAUUUCAAACAAUUUAUCGGAAAAUAGAAAUGAUCGCAGAGUUUUAUCAAAAGUCUCAGCCAACUCAUCGAAUGUUCUUCUUGAAGAAAGAACAGAAAUGAAUGCAAAUACACUUUUCAUUCCAUCGUCAGAAAUGAAAACGUCGAAAUCGAAGGAAUAUUCAUCUCAUUUUCUUUGUAAUGAAUUUAUUAUUUAUCGUGAGACAGAAGAAUCCAUUAAGUCGAGACUUCGUUGA
Adineta ricciae is the source of this 702-nucleotide messenger RNA. Lineage: Eukaryota; Metazoa; Rotifera; Eurotatoria; Adinetida; Adinetidae. The record is from the annotation of a GenBank genome assembly.